This is a messenger RNA of Sphenostylis stenocarpa, 888 nucleotides long. NCBI's taxonomy places the organism in Eukaryota, Viridiplantae, Streptophyta, Magnoliopsida, Fabales, Fabaceae. The record is from the annotation of a GenBank genome assembly.
AUGAAGAUUCAGUGCAACGUGUGCGAAGUCGCGGAGGCCAAGCUCCUCUGCUGCGCUGACGAGGCCGCACUGUGCUGGGAAUGCGAUGAGAAGGUUCACGCCGCCAACAAGCUCGCCACCAAGCACCAGAGAGUUCCGCUUUCCCUCUCUGCUUCCCACGUGCCAAAGUGUGACAUAUGCCAGGAAAUGGUUGGAUAUUUCUUCUGUUUAGAGGAUCGGGCUUUGCUAUGUAGGAAUUGUGAUGUAUCUAUUCACACUGCUAAUGCCUGUGUCUCUGGUCAUCAAAGGUUUUUGCUUACUGGUGUGAGAGUAGGCCUCGAAGCUACUGAGCGCGGUGCUUCCUCAUCCUAUGUCAAGUCACAGUCUGGGGAGAAAACAUCUGAUGCUAAAUCUUCAUCCAUUUCUAGAAAUGUUUCCUCCCUGCCCCAGCCAUCAAAUUUCAAUGAAGUAUUACCCCACCAAAUGGGAGGAGUCGAGGACUUUCCACCAAACAAGGUGUCUUAUGGUGGCGGUUAUGCUGCUGGAAACGUCUCACAGUGGCCCAUUGAAGAAUUUCUUGGGUUAAAUGAAUUCAGUCAGUAUUAUAAUUAUAUGGAUGGGUCAUCUAAGGCUGACAGUGGUAAACCUGGGGAUUCUGAUUCUUCUGUUUUGAGGUCUAGUGAAGAGGAAAUGGACGAUGAAGACUUCUUGGGGCGUGUUCCAGAUUCAUCCUGGACAGUUCCUCAGAUCCCUUCCCCUCCAACAGCUUCGGGGUUGCAUUGGCCGGAAGUCCCUCAAUAUACAUCUGACAAUCCUAUGUUUAUUCCUGACAAAUGUUUUACUUCAGUGCGGCAGCACCACCAUGUUCUACAUAAUUCUAUUCAUUCAAAACGGAGAAGGAACCUAUAA